Molecule: messenger RNA, 1130 nt
Organism: Paramecium octaurelia
Lineage: Eukaryota; Ciliophora; Oligohymenophorea; Peniculida; Parameciidae
Source: the annotation of a GenBank genome assembly
GUCAAUUAGCAUUGAUCUCUUAGAUUAAUUGUGUUUCUCUGAGUAGAUCGUUCUAAAGGGAUUGAACGUCUAUGUGAAUAGAACACAGACAGACUUAUUAUAUGUGAUUGAAUAUUUGCUCUUAAACUAUAAUAGAUGAUUAUAUUUAAUUUAUAAAAGAUAUAUAAUGAAUUAAGGAGAAGGAGAAGUCAACGAACCUGAACAUUAUGAGAAAGUAGUGAAGUAUAUCGUUAAGAAUACACCUUUUGGAUAAGCUAAUUUAGUGAUUAAGGAUUUGUGUAAAAUCAUUGGGAAUAUUAAUCCAUAGCAUUCUAUUAUGCUACAAGCAUUGAGGGAUCAUAAUGAAGAACACUUGGCUUUAUUUAAAGGCUAAAACACUUAAGUAAGCGUCUCUGAUGACACUAUAGAUCCUUACAAACGUUCUAAAUUCUUAAGAGGACUUUUAUGUAGAUUAGAAAAACAAUGAGACAAUUUAAGUGGAUCAUGAAAAAUUAGAAAUCAUAUCCAGAUCCUAAGUUGAGUUACCUUCAGAUCCAGAAUUGAAUCAACUAAGAGAUGCACUUGAAUAAUAACUCAAUCUUUAUUUGAGUUAACAAUUUAAUGAGAAAGUUUGUGGAGCAUAUGGUAUAUUUAAAAUACAUGUAAUUAGUUAUGUAUCAAGGUGAUGCUUCAGACUUUACUUUCUAUCUAGGAAUUACAGCAAAAACAAUUAAUUUGCCUAACUUUUUGUAAGUUAAUACAUAAUAUAUAUAGCUGUGGAAGUUGGAUCUCAACCUGGGAAUUCACAAAAACACAAUUGAAAGGUGAUUUGAAAGUGCAAGCACAUUAUUAUGAAGAUGGUAAUGUUUAAUUAAAAAAUGUAAAUACCUUCUCAGAAGGAAUCAACGUAGAUUUGUCUGCAGCAAGUGAAAGUGCCAAAUAGAUUAUUCACACAAUCACUAGAUUAGAGAAUAAACAUUUAACAGGAAUGGAUAAUUUAUAUAAUUCCAUGCCAGACAUAUUCUUUAAAGCAAUGAGAAGACCCCUACCAAUUACAGGUACUAAGAUGAAUUGGAAUGAAAAUGUUCACAAACUAGUAGCAAAUUUGAAGUAAUGAAAUUACAAUAAAAUAUUAAUCAAUAAAUUAAUGA